AACCCCUGUGUUUUAGCCCAAAUGCGCGAAGCACCGCCAACUCGGCACAACCGACGCGCUGUUUUAAGCGAAUGACGUGUUAUUUCAGUGAAGGCGGGAGGAUGAGAAGCAGAAGUUUUGGUACAAGUGUUGCUAGCAUUGUUUCCUCAAACGGGUAAACAGCUGAAGCCAUAGUGGUGUUUAUCGAUAGGUUUUUCUCGGCAACAACGGCGCUGGUAAACAUCAUCUCAGUAGUAUUUCCUAAAUAACCCUGACUGGGUAAACUGCCAGUUCCGCCUUUGAAGAUUACACGGGGACCAGUCUGUCUAAGUCGCUAAGCUAAACGCUGCUAACGUCAAAUUCUGGUCAAUUAACCCCCCUUAGCUUAGCUGACGGACUGAGGGGGAUGGCCACAAGAAAACCCAAGGAAAAUGAUGCCAGCCUUCCUUUUGCUGCCCUUCAGCUCCUGGCCCCGCCUGUGCGCCUGGUCUCAGCAGCAAUCUGGAAGGUGAUGAAGCAGAGGGACGUGAUGCAGUAUGGGGUCGUGGAGGAAUUUGUGACAUCGGCCUGCGAGACUGUCCCCGGGCUGCUCACCGUGAGGCACCAGGGCAAGCUGGUACUGGGGCUGAGAGGACGGUUAAUCUUGGAGCUGUGCUGUAAACAGCCAGAUGAAAAGGUGAUUAAGCCACAUCUGGAACGGCUCCGUGUUCCGACUGCCCUGUCAUCCCCCUCCGCUCCAACAGUGAAGAGGGACGUAAAAAUUCUGAAAACAGUGGAAAGUUUACAUUCAUUGGUUCACACACUGCUGACAGAUCCAGCAGAGAGAGACUACUUCUUCAAGGAGGAGUUUCCUGUGGAUUACGGUCCAACAUUCGAUAAGGAACUGGAGAAGCUUCUAUGGGAGUUUUUGAUCCGACUGGACCAGCUUCUUCCAGUUCCCAGCCUCGCUCAGACUGUGUCGUGGCUCAGCAGUACCCCCGCUGUCCUGGAGGAGUGUGCACAUGCAGCCACCCAGCCGCAGCUCCUGAAGACACUGCUGGAUCAUCAAACCUGUCUGGGUCAUCUGGAGGCUGCAGCAUCCCUUCCUCCAAACCUGGGAGACUCCAUCCUGGCUUCACUCUCUCUGCCACCGUCUGGAAGAGUACGUUCUAAUCAGUCAACGGGUACCAAAAAUCCUGCUGGUGACCAGUCCAGUAGCACACAGGCAAAAGAACAAACCCCAUUUGUUACACCUGUAAUUGGACUAAUAUCUAAUGAGGAGGUACCGUUUAUGAUCUCUGCCAAAAAAAGGACACAGAGAGGUGAGGAUGCAUCAAAAGAAAACUCUAAAUUCACUCUGGUUAAACCAAGACAACCCACCAAAGAUGUUGGAGUGAAAGACGACGGGGAACAAGUAGAAGAGGAGGGGAAAGCUUCCAAAAGAAGCAGCGGAAUGAAACGCAAGCAAGCUGACGGAAGUGAAUCCGAUGAGGAGGAAGAAGUUUUAGGUAUUGUAAGAUCUGCUCGUAAGAGGACAAGUCAGGGUUUUAGAAGUGGCGCAAGCAGACUAACGCGGGGGCGAGAUCACCAGGGGAGGAAUGAGGACAAAGAUGUUGUAGCAAAAUCAACAAGAAACGACAUGUGUAACAGAGCAGUCCUGGAAAGCUGUAUGACCCAGCUAGGUGUCAAAGCACUGCACCUGCCUGAGGACCCGUCCCUCUGCUCCAUUUUUCUGUCUUGUCUGAGCAGCCAACCCAAAGUUGUUCUUCAAAGACUGGCAGUGACUGCUGCUAGCGCCAACAGGACCGGCAGUGGAGGAAAAUCUUUUUAUGUGAAACAGCAGAAACAGAGGAGGAGGUCUCCGGUCAAAGCUCCAAGCAAGAGCAACCAGCCACAAAAGCCUGACCUGGAUUAUACUGGCCUAGACGACAAAGAAAAUCAUCCUGUGUCACCGAGCAUAAGCAGCUCUCCCGCUCACCAACGGAGUAACGCAGAGACGGCGGCCCUUCCAGGAGAGAGUGAAGACUAUGUAGCUGACUCAGAGGAUGAGGCGACAAAGAACUUCAAAGGCAGGCUGUUCAUGAAGCGCUAUUACAAGACCAAACACGGCACUUACGUUCCCACUCUGAGGGAGUACUUCAAACCUGGGAUGGCUCGGCGGGACCUGUCGGCUGCCGGCAUCAAACGCAGAUGAUGGGAUGGACUUUUCGACGCGUAGUUUGGCGUCCAGAAAAUAUGCCAGAGGACUCUGACUGGAGUUACGUUGGUUUUCGCCACCAACAAGGAUUAUGGGGCGUUCAGAUGAGUUCAACUUGGGUGGUCAUCAUGGAAAACAAGCCUUGAAAUGCAUUGUCACCGAUUAUGAGCACUGGCAUGCAACUAAAAUGCUAUUUACUUUAGUUACUUUAUAGAUUGUUUGUAAAUAGUCAUGUAUUUUCUAUUCUAAAUAUUUUAAGGCCACAAUAUAUAAUAUGCUGAGUUAAUAAAGUUGUUUUGAUGUGGCAGUCAUGUUGUGUAUGAAAAUGUGCAUUCUGUUCUUCUUUUAUUCACCAUGUAAAAGUGUCAUUUAACUUGAAAUGUCAAAGAGAUUAAAGCGCUUGAACUGCUCCUGGUG
Messenger RNA from Acanthopagrus latus (yellowfin seabream), 2572 nucleotides. It is a transcript of the gene tinf2, whose product is annotated as TERF1 (TRF1)-interacting nuclear factor 2. Bases 386 to 2152 code for a protein of 588 amino acids. Gene Ontology annotation, molecular function: telomeric repeat DNA binding. The transcript has 10 exons. Gene Ontology annotation, biological process: regulation of telomere maintenance via telomere lengthening; telomere capping. NCBI's taxonomy places the organism in Eukaryota, Metazoa, Chordata, Actinopteri, Spariformes, Sparidae. The record is from RefSeq and is a predicted model, not a curated record. Gene Ontology annotation, cellular component: shelterin complex.